CGGAAAGCGAGCGAUAUAAACAAACUAUUGGUGAGCUGAGGACGGGUGAGUGUGGUAGUCGUAAGAGAUUUUGUCAUUGUGUUUAACAAUACACUGCACCUUCAAUAUCUAGGGGAAUGAAAUCAUACAGAAACUGGGAUGAUACAUAUGACCAAAUGAAAUGUGGGAACAGGAAUUAUAAUGAGACAAUGAAAUAACAAGUCCAUGAAACAGCCACACUGUGUGAAAGUGGCAUGGAAAGAGCUGGCAAUUUAUACCAAGGUCCUAAGGUCAAGCAUUGAUUACUGUCACAUCACAUUGAACAACUGGUAGUUUGUAAGUAUCAAGACCAAAAGGCAAAGGACACCACCAUGGCUGCCAGUAGAGAACCAAGAGACAUUAAGAGACUCAUGCAGGAGCAGAUGAAGAGCAAAGCCAUCACAAGACAGAUUGACUCACCACAUGCAAAAUACAAUAGCCGUGGACAGUUGAUGUGUGUGGUAUGUGGGACAACAGUGAAGAGUGCCAUUAUUUGGCAGGCACAUGUCAACAAACGGUCUCAUCAGGAGAAUCUGGCAGCUCUCAAAAAAAAGCAGCAGCAGCUUAAUACUAUAAGCACCAGUACCACCAGCAGCAGAGUCCCAAGAGAAGGAGAGAGUCGGAAGAGGCCAGCAUCACCUGAUACCCAUUCACACAACAAAAAAUCAGCUCCAUCUAAACCCAAAGGAAUUCUUAAAAAAGUUACCACAUAUUCUUCUUCUGAUGAAAGCGGAGAUGAGAAGCCAAAUGAAGUGCCACCUCCACAAGAAGAACAGCCAUCAUUGCCUGAAGUUAAAACAGAAAAUGGGCACACAGAAGCUCAUCCAAAUGGUGUUCCUGAGGGCUUCUUUGACUCUGAAAGGACCUCAUCUGUGCCACAGGAAGGGGAGUCAAUUUACAAUGAAAAGCCACCAAAACCAAAGCAUCCUCCAAAGCCUAAUACAAGUGAAGCUUUACCUGAAGGCUUCUUUGAUGACCCAGUGGCAGAUGCUAAGGCCCGCAAUGUAGAAUAUAAGGACAAAGAUGCAGAGGAGUGGCUGUCCUUCAUGAGGGAAGUCUCAGCUGCAGAACAGGAGAGCCGCACCAUUAUUGAGGAAGAUAAGGAGGAAGCAGCCCUUGCAACACAAAUUGAACAAGCAAAUGAACAAAUUGCUUGUUUAGAAAAAGUUGUAGAACUUGAUAAAAAGAAGACAACUCAGCUACAGGACAGGGGAAACAUGCGUGCAGGUUCUGGCGACAGUGAAGAUUCAAGUGACGAGGAAUUUGCACCUGUCAUAUGGAGGACAAAAAAUUCUCUAAUUUAAUUUGUAAUGGCCGAUGCUCCCACUGCUAAGAUGGCCACUCCACAACAUCUCCAACUUAGAAAUUUUUUUUAUCUAGAAAGGAUGUAUUGAAUGAACUUAGUGAUACAUAACUCAUCAAAAGAUAUUGUUUAGACCAUGCAGAAUGACACAGAGAGGAGCAACUCGCUAACCGCCAAAAUGAAUGUGAUCAUAACACUUAGACAUUGCUACUGGGAAAUGCAUUUGUACAGUAGUGAGGGCAUUGUAGGUGAUAGAGAGAGCCACAGGAAGCUUGGGAUUACUCCUGAGCACUGAAGCUUGUUUGUUUACAUCGAAGUUUUUCAGUGGGAUCACAUUUAACUUAUUUCGAAGAUUGAAUUACUGUCUUACCCUCUGUGUCUCUUUUCCAAAUAUAUAAAAGCAAAGGAAAUAUUUAUAGAAACUAUAAAUUAGCAAUAAAUGGCAGUAUCUGAAAUCAAGUAACUUUCUUCAAAAACCGAAUUAUGGUACAGCAACCAAAACAAUUGAGUUAAAAUUUUUGUUCUAAAGCUGAGUUGUUUGGAAAGGCAGACGUUUGGUAACCAAGGUUCCACUGUAUGUGUUUUAUAUAUUGCAACCAUUACUGGUGCCAGAAUGGACCCUUGCAGAGCUCUGCUCAACACUGUACCAUUCAGAUUUCUGAUUUCUAAUAACUAUCCUCAUUUCUCUGUUCUUUAAAGUCCAUUUCUGGAGACCAUCGUUCACUCCUGUGUUUUUAAUUUUUCAGAGUAAGUUCUUGUGAGCUGCUUUGGCAAAAACUUUUUUUUUUUUAUUUCUUUUAUGUCCAGGUAUAUACACUCUGCCCAUCUACCUGCUUCUUGAAUUAGAAUUUUCACUUGAGCUGAAGCAUAAUUGGUUCAUAGCACAUACUCGUAGUCUUCCUUUUCUAACACCAAACAGACAUUCAAAGUUUUGGUCCCCACCAGAUACUCAGUCCAUUUAUUCUUCACAGUUUACCUUUCAUUAAUGAUCUACAUAAUUUAGUGGAUCUUCUUUAUCACCUCUUAUGCAUCAGGAUAUCUGUUGGCUCCUUUCCAGUCUUGAGGAACCUUGCCAUCAUGCAGGAAAGUUACAAGUGUACAAUGUACUUCCUCUGCAAGCUGUUCACUGCAUUUCUUUGAUAUCCUGCCCAAUAUUCCAUUUGAUCUUGAUGCUUUCCUCACCAGUUUGUCAUAUUUCUUAUUUUUUGCUGUAUGUGGGAUGCCUCAUCAUACAAACUACACACUUAGUCUAUCCUAUUUUCACAUUUAAUUUUUAUUUUUCUUAUUAUAACCUUAUUAUCAGUCAUAAAAUGCAAUGACAGGAUUCAUCCUAUCUGAGCACCACUUAUGACUGUCAGAAGUCUGUCAUCAUCAUGACAACAUGGCCGUACAUACCAUAACAAGAUCCCCAGCUGUUUUUAAUUAUAAAUAUAACAAUAAAUAUUAGUAACUAUGAGUAAAUAAUGUCCUUUUUGAGGCAAUAAAGUAUUAUUAUAAAUAAUUGCCAGGAGCGGUACGAUCAGUUUUCCUAGACCUUGCCUUGUGUGGCCUAUGUGUGUCAGGCUGUCAGCCAUAAUCUUCUCCUUAUAUAUCAUGUUUCUUUUGAUUAGAUACACUGUCUAAUUUUCCCAAAAGACAUAAUAUGAAGUCAAAACAAUUUAAAUCCAAGAAUAAUGUCAAAAACCUAUUUCAUUCCAUAAAUUUAAAGUUGACAAAUUGUGAGCAUGCGUUCCAGUGGCAGAUGACGACUUGAGAUAUGACCGAUGACUUCUGAUGGCCAUAAGACUAACAGUUAUAAAGUUUGUUAGCUAUGAUGGUUAGCUAGGGUUGACCAUAAGCAUUAUGUAGAAUAUGGGCCCUGGCUUUCAUAUGGCCUGUAGUUUGGGAGUUGUGAUCAGCAUAACUUUAUCACUUCUUUAAACAUCUCUUGCUCUUAUCUGUAUUGUAAAUAAUUAACUUACAUCUCUAUCAUUUGUGCCUUUGUUCGUAAUUAAUUUUCGGUUUCCUAGCUUUGUUUAUGUGCUUUUUCAAGGGGAGUUAAUACACUACUGCUAAUGGGCUUGUCUCAUAUUAUGCAAUAUAUUAACCAGUCUCAUAUUAUGCAAUCUGUUACCCAAUGUUAUUAUAUGUAUAUGUGAUUAAAAGCCUCCAUCACAUUAUUGUAAAGGCUGUAUAAUCAUUUUGUGAUUCUAUGAAUAUUCUUUUUUGGUGAUAAGCAAUCUUCCAUUCAUACUCCUAGACCAUCCAUUUCCCACACUACAUGCAGCUUCCAACUCUGUUUCUUACUGUGAAUCCAUACAAGUCCAUUUGUUUCAGAUGUUGCAUCUCUUAGCAUUGAACUGCAGUUUUCAAACCAGUUAAAGUUUUAUGUUUUGAUAGCAGUUUACUCAGCAAUUUGCUUUAUAUUCAUAACAUUUAAAGAUAUAUUCAAACACUACUUACUCAUUUUAUCAGAUAUAUCAUGGAUAUACAAUGGACCUGUAUGUGCAAGCAUCAGGUAAUAGAUACCUUCACAUAUAAAAAUGCACUAGCUUGCUCUAUAAAUGAGGUGUCCCGUAUUAGAAGGGCUACUUGCACCACCCUGACCAAAACUGAGAAAACUGUGUAUAACAUAUUUAGCUUUCACCCAGGAGUGAGUGAAUGUACCAUCAGUAAGGUUGAAAAUUUAUACAAUGAGAAUAGUUUUGGUCUAGUUGACCAUCAAUGCAGGCACAACACUGUUGAGCAAUAUUCCAUGUUAGAAGGGCUGCCUUUCCAGGGUGAGUUAGUUAUAAUUCGGAAAAUUCAGAAUUAAUUCCUUUUGUGUUGGUGUCUUUGUUGAGACAGAAAGGAUGCUCCCAGCUUUUCUGUUGUGUAUUAGUAACUGGAUGAGAGGCCUUAAGUCAUUGCCCAGUUUCUUCACCAUUUUUCCACUUUAUGCUAUUGUUAAUAUUGUUAUUGUGUGUCUUAUAUUCCAAUAUUCGCAGAUUAUCAUUAUUUUGCUCAGUAUUCAGAGAGUAUUCAGUGAACUUCCGAAACUAUAACAUAAUUUGCAAAAGAUGUGAAAAAAAAAGCCUAAAACAUUCUUUGUGGCCAUCAUGAUUUUGAUUGUCAAGAGGUUAUUUUGAGACCAAGCUCAUUGUUAUAGCAUAUAUAAUAAGGAAGUUAUGGUUUUCAGAAGUUUGCCAAACUUAGAGCACAUUUUUCUCACUUCUUUAUUUGGGUAGAAGUGGCCCUUCUAAUGUGAGAUGCCUGAAAUGCCCCAUAACUAAGUCUGUACAUAAGUAAUUCAUACUUAAUAAGGAUGCAUGCAUGUGUAUCAGGAAUGUAAUUGAGGCAGGAACUGAACUUAGGAGCACUGUGACAGUUGAGGAAAUGGUACUCAUUUGUCUUUAUGUAUAAUGGGUACUGCCUUUUAAAUUGACUGAAUGUGUGUGUGUGUGUGUGUGUGUGUGUGUGUGUGUGUGUGUACGCGCGCAUGCGCACAUGCCCAGUAUGAUAAAUUUCCUCACAUCUGACACUAUAUAGCCAGAAAUACAAAAAGUGAUCAUUAGAAUCACCACCAUUUGGCUGGCCAUAUAGCUCAUGUAUUAGUUAUCAUAACAAAAGUAGGAUUCCCAUAUGGUUAUCAUUGUCUCAGAUACUUUUCUCUCCUUUGUUUGAUGACUGAACUAGGGUAAUUAGCAUGACAUUGCUAGCUAAGGGUCAACUUGAGGCAGACAGCAUUGAGCCAUGUUGAGUGAUCAUCAGGUGUUAUGUUUAACAUAAGAAGCUACCAAAAGAUGUCUUCAGUGUUGAAGACAAAACAAGAUCUCCUUUGUCUAAAGCUGAAACUUUGACUUGACAGUUAAAGUUUUAGCUUGAGCUUGGUACAGUAAAGAAGCUAGAUGGGGAAUAGAAUAAGGUGUGUGUGUCUAGUGAAAGCUGAAACUUUGACUUGACAGUCAAAGUUUUAGCUUGAGCUUAGUACUGUAAAGAAAGCUAGAUGGGGAAUGGAAUAAGGUGUGUGUGUCUAGUGAUGCUGAGGAUGUAAUUCACCUACAGUUGUGUGCUUGUCAUUCACACAAUGAAUCCUCUAUGGAAGGAGCUUAAGAUCUCAUAGUGACUGAUUUUUGGGAAGGGCGGAGUCCAUCCACACACUUCACACAAACUUGAAUGGUGAGGUCAUAGCUUCUUGGCUUACAUCUUGUACUCACUUGCUGAGCUAGGGCUAAACAUCAGGAGUUGGAGAACAAUGCCUAUCUGUUUUGCCACACCCAGAGCUCAAACUUGGGCCUUCUUGGUUGUGAGCUUGGCAUGGUAACCACAAUACUGCGUAGUGCAUGUGAGUGUAGCAGUGCUGAGGGUGUGUGUCUACUAUCUUUUUCAGACCCUAUGAAGUAUAGUUUUUCACAGUUAUCUUUUAAACAAACUGUUGGAUCAGUAUGACAUUUUGGCAUAGCUUUGACACUGCCCACAACUUUAUAGCAUUACAGUGCAUUUCCAGGUGUGUUUCAUUAACCCCUAAAAGACCGGUGUUGGUGAUGAUUUUCGUCCCGAUAGGAUUGGCUCUCCAGUGCUAAAUGUCGAAAAUAGUCUGUAUUCACACACACCUUAAACUUAGCCUGCAGUGGAAAAGUGAAUGAAAUAGACUUUGUACUCAACAUUAAGUCUUUCUCUUUCUAACAACAUCCAAAUGUCUCUACAUGCAGUGGUUAUGGAGAGUCACUUGCCUGCCAUGCAUCUGUUUCACCUGAUUGGAUAUGGCUCUGAACUACAAAAAUUUACAAAAUGUACCUGUUUUAGCAUAAAUAUCACAGUGGUUGUAACCACUUAGUUAAGUGGCUAUAGCUGCAUCCGGUCCUUUAGGGGUUAAGGAGGUUACUUUUGUCUUUGAAGGAGCUGACAGGAGCUGUCAGGAGCUGAGUAGACAUUCGGACAGGGAAAGGUUUUACGUGACAUAGUUGUGAUGUGUAUCACUUAACCAUCUCUCCCACCACUACUGUUUUUCCCCUCCCUCUCUCCUUUUCUUUCUCUCUCCUGUUGACAUUCCUGACCUAACAUGUACUACAAGUGACAGACCUCCUAACAAAGUAUGCAGUGGUCAUACAAAUUUAAUGCUUUCCAUCAUCAUACUAAAAGAUGUUGACAGUUGAAAAUUAGUUAAAGUUUAUAAAAUAAGAAAGUGCACAUUGAAAAGUGUCUUUUUGAUAAUUUUUCAUCACUUGCAAGGAAUGGUGAUAUAUGCAGCAUUAUCCAGAAUUGCUUCAAAUUGAUUUCAACACUUACAAGUUCAGAAAUGCUGUCCAAUCCCAUGUUGUCUUCACACAGUCACAUCAGGUAAAAUCUAAUCUGUCUAAAUGCCUAAUUGGCUCUCACCUUCAAAGCUAUGAAUAAGUUCUUUAAUCAAACACACACUGUACCAGGGUUGGAGGGAAAGAAAGAAAGAAAAAAAACAAAAAACAAAUAAAAAAUAAAUAACAUCAAAAUUUAGCUCUAUAUUAUAUUGAUAAAUAAGGUGUAUAUAUCUACAUAUACAUAAAAAAAAAUGUAAAUGUAGUCAAGCCUGAGCCAUUCAUUUCCUGUACAGUACAAGUUAACAUAGGCUUUGUCCAACUGGACCAGCCUGUAUCAGCAUUAUCUAAACAAGUGUCUGAGCUUCAUUAAUAGUGUCAAAGUCUUUAAAGAUCUAACUCCUCUUGUGACUUCUGGCAUAUAACCAAAAACAUCUCCAAUAACUUUGCUUCUUCAUCUUUCCCUCCUGAUGGCACUACUGCCAUCUCAUCUAAAGCUGAACUCUUAGCUCAAACCUUUGAUAAAAACUUUACCUUGGAUGGUUUGUUUCUACUCCUCCUCCACCCUCUGACUACUUCAUACUACCCACUAAAAUAUGCAUAUUCUCACUGGCCCAAACCCUUGGAAGGCUUAUGGACCUGAUGGAGUCCCGCAUUGUUCUCCAGUACUGUGCUUGCACCUUGCCCAGUCAUACUCUUCCUAGUCUGUCUAUCAAUAUCUGCCUUUUCUUCUUGCUGGAAGUUUGCCUACAUUCAGCCUGUUCUUAAUAAGGAUGACCAUUCUAAUCCCUCAGACUACCAUCCUAUUGCUUUAAUUUCCUGCCUCUCAAAAGUUUUGAAUCUAUCCCUAGCAGGAAGAUUCUGAAGCAUCAAUCACUUCACUAUCUGAUCACCAGUAUGGGUUCCAUCAAGGCCACUCUAUUGGUGAUCUUUUGACUUUCCUUACUAAGUCUUGGUCAUCCUCUUUUAGGGAUUUUGGUGAAACUUUUCUGUUGCCUUAAACAUAUCAAAAGCUUUUGAUAAUCUGGCACAAAGCUUUUAUUUCCAAACUACCCUCCUAUAGCUUCUAUCCUUCUUUCUGUAACUUCAUCUCUAGUUUCCUUUCUGGCCAUUCUAUUGCUGCUGUGGUAGACUGUCACUGUUCUAAAUCUAUUAACAGUGGUGUUCCUCAGGGUUCUGUCCUGUUACAUACUCUCUUCCUAUUAUUCAUCAGUGAUCUUUUAAACCAAACUUCUUGUCCUAUCCACUCCUAUGGUGAGGAUACAAACCUGCACUUUCCCAUGUCUUUUUGUUUAUGUCCAACCCUUCAGGAAGUAAACAGAUCUCACAGGGAAGUCACAAAAUGCCUGACUUCUGAUCUCUCUAAAAUUUCUGAUUGGGACAGAGCAAACUUAGUAUUGUUCAUUGCCUCAAAACUCAAUUCCUCCAUCUAUCAACUUGACAACCUUCCAGACAACUAUUCCCUCUUCUUCAUUGACACUCAACUGUCCCCCUUUUCUACACUGAACAUCCUCAGUUUGUCCUUUACUUGUUAUCUAAGCUGGAAACUUCACAUCUCAUCUCUAGCUAAAAUAGCUUCUAUGAAGUUAGGUGUUCUGAGUUGUCUCUACCAGUUUUUCUUAUCCCCCCCCACCCCCAAGCAACUAACUCUGUACAGGGGGCCUUAUCCAUCCAUGUAUGGAGUAUGCUUCACAUACAUGGGGGGGGGUUCUACUUAUACUGCUCUUUUAGACAGGAUGGAAUCAAAAGCUUUUCAUCUUUACUCCUCUUCUCCAACUGGCUGUCUUCAGCCUCUCCCUCAUUACUGCAAUGUUGCAUUUCUUGCUAUCUUCUACCACCAUUUUCAUACCAACUGCUCUUCUGGUCUUACUAACUGCAUGCCUCCCCUCCUCCCGCAGUCUUGCUGCACAAGACUCUCUUCCUUCUCUCACCCCUGUUCUGUCUGCCUCUUUAAUGCACAUUAGAGUUAACCAGUAUUCUCAAUCAUUCAUUCCUUUCUCUGGUAAACUCUGGAACUCCCUGCCUGCUUCUGUAUUUCCACUUUUCUAUGACUUAAACUCUUUCAAGAUACUUAACCUGUAAUUUCUGUCUAGAACUCUUUCAAGACACUUAACCUGUAAUUUCUGUCUACCACUUACAACUCUGUUUGGGGACUGGCACCUCAGUGGGCCUUUUUCAUUGUAUUUAGGUUGCUCUUGACCAGUCCCCCAUCCUACAUGAAAAGAAAAAUUCUAAGCUUUUUCACUUUAGAUUGCUUUUUAAUUGCUUAUUCAAACUGAUUUAUGUAUAAAUAUGAAGAAUAAACAAAAAAUGAAUAACCCCCCAAAAACAAAAACCCAGUGGGUUGGAUUAAAAAUAAAAAUAAAUAAAAAAAUAAUAUAUAUAUAUAUAUAUAUAUAUAUAUAUAUAUAUAUAUAUAUAUAUAUAUAUAUAUAUAUAUAUAUAUAUAUAUGGUCUGAAAUGGAUAGUAGUGGUGUGUGUGUGUGUGGUGAUGGUGUACAUGUGUGUAUGCAUGUGAUGCCAGGGUGUGUGUGGUGCUGAUAGUGCACAUGUGUGUGUGUGUGUGUGUGUGUGUGUGUGUGUGUGUGUGUGUGUGUGUGUGUGUGUGUGUGUGUGUGUGUGUCCAAACCAGAGACCUAAACUUUUUGAUGCCAGAAAUUUGUUUUAUAGUAACACAAAAUAACACAAGAUGUGAAAAUCACUUGAAAUGUCUCCAUAAAUAAACAAUUAUAUUAUUAUACACACCAGUUGAGGGAUUCAGCAUCCAAAAGAUGUUAAGCAUUACAUUGAAUUAAAGUUUGCCUUCAGCCACACAAGUGGUUUGGCUGACACAGGUAUGAUUUUGUUAUAAGCUACAAUGUAGUCAUAUUUGGUUUUGAUAGAGCUCAGUGUAACUAUUAAGAAGAUUAAUUUCUUAGUUUAGUAUAUAGGUAAUUACAUCUGAACAUUAAUACAAUAGAUGCAAUUGAUAAUGUGGAUUUGGAAACUGUAGUGCCACGCUCCACACAGCAUUUUGGCUAAAAAACAUUACAAAGUGCCAUACAUUAUUUUUUACAAUAUAUGUGGCAGACAUGAAUGUCACACUAUUUCACAAGUAGGUAAGAAUGCAGAUCAAUAAAAAUAUAUAGCUUUAAGUGAUAAGUAUCAGUAAAUGCAUAAAAUAACAAAUUAUGAAUAAUGGUAAUACACUAAUAAGUAAGUUGCAAUAAAGGAAAAGGUAACAGUAUAAUCUGUUUAUCUAGACUACAUAAUAAUGUGUCAAUGAUAGAGAGAGAGAGAGAUGUGUUAUUGAGAGGAGAGGAGAGAAGCAAUCAAGUAGUCAUUAUUGCUGAAAAGUGGGCUGUGCCUCAGACCAUGAUCUACACAAUGGCUGCUUGGGCAAAAGUGGUGCCUUACCACAGAGGCCUUCUUACUUUCAAUGUUUGAUGCUGUCUACUGGAGGAAGGGUAUAUAUAAUUAAUUAAAACAUUUUGAAUAUGAUGAACAUUUGGAUGGAGAAACCCUCAGAUUAAAUAUGCAUACUGAUAAUGAGGCAUCUUUUCUCCAAGAAAGUUUCCACAGUAGAACUUUUCACAUUUAUGAGCUUCCUUGCAUACAAUGCCACAUUUCCUACAUUAUUUUUUCAAUAUUUUUUUCCUCACAUACAGUAUAUAGUUGUCUAAUGAAUAUCUUCAAACUCUGCCAUAGUUUUUCAAAAUCACAAAAAGUUAUUAGGAAUUGAGCUUGGACAUUAAUUGUAAAUAUUUCUGAUAUGAAACAGUUACCAUUAUGAAAUACCAACCAUACAUUGCUACUGUGGUAAUACUGUUGUCUAGCCAACCAUAAUAUUUUGCUUGCUAGUGUGCUGUCAAUUAUAUCUUUUCCACACUAUCUUCUUAGGAGCACAAAUUACUUCCUGGUUGAUUUCUAUGAAUGCUUAACCCUAUUUCACAAAAAAAAGGUUACUGAUACUGAUUAGUUUUUUAUUCAGAUGUGCUAUUUCUUGUUAAAUUAACAUAUUGAAUUGUAUUCCAGAGUUCUUUUCUAAAAAAAAAAAAAAUUAUAAAUGUUCUACUCUUACAUAUCAGUAUCUUAACAAAAUCAAAGUAAAAGUACAGCAAAUCUCUGCUCUGAUUAAGGCUAUAUAAAUUAUGUAGCACAAAUGUUAUAGAUUAAUAAAACUGAAUGUUUAUUUUUAUACUGGCAAUAAAAAGCAAGACAAUAAUGAUGUGACUUUUCUCCCUGAAAUUCCUGCAUUCUUGAAAGCUGAUGACACAAAAAUAUUAAAUUACUUAAAGUUUUAACUGAAAUUCAUCACCUCUAAUUGUCUUUGAAACACUGAGCUCCAGUAAUAAAUCCCCAAAGUCAAACUGAUAUUGAUGGACAAACCCUGAAACUAAAUACAGUACAAAAAUUUCAGUUAGAGGUCAUAUGAAAAUAUCAACAAAGUGAAAUAAAAGACAAAUAUUUUGCUUUUCCAGACAGUAAUAGCAGCAGCAGCAGCAGCAGCAGCAGCUGCAGCAGCAACAGAAUCAACAGCAGAACAGCUGGCAUGACCCAAGAACCCAAAUAAGGUUGUAAGGUCUCCAUUAACGACUCCGAGGUUUAAGUUCAUCGUAGCACGACCUCAGGAAUAUAUAAUUUUUCUUCUGCGGAUUGAAAUAUUCGUGACCCUGGAAAAAAUAUUUGAUUGGUAACAUGUAAGCUCCAUGAUUUUCUUUGUAACAGAAAAUAAACAUACAAAAUGAUA
Scylla paramamosain (green mud crab) is the source of this 11302-nucleotide messenger RNA. RefSeq names its product zinc finger protein 830-like. Gene Ontology annotation, molecular function: nucleic acid binding; zinc ion binding. Gene Ontology annotation, biological process: nuclear DNA replication; mitotic DNA damage checkpoint signaling; mitotic DNA replication checkpoint signaling. Bases 351 to 1322 code for a protein of 323 amino acids. Gene Ontology annotation, cellular component: spliceosomal complex; nucleus. The transcript has 10 exons. The record is from RefSeq and is a predicted model, not a curated record. NCBI's taxonomy places the organism in Eukaryota, Metazoa, Arthropoda, Malacostraca, Decapoda, Portunidae.